Jaculus jaculus (lesser Egyptian jerboa) is the source of this 4448-nucleotide messenger RNA. It is a transcript of the gene Slc38a9, whose product is annotated as solute carrier family 38 member 9. NCBI's taxonomy places the organism in Eukaryota, Metazoa, Chordata, Mammalia, Rodentia, Dipodidae. The coding region runs from base 236 to 2086 and encodes 616 amino acids. The record is from RefSeq and is a predicted model, not a curated record. Gene Ontology annotation, biological process: amino acid transmembrane transport. The transcript is spliced from 15 exons. Gene Ontology annotation, molecular function: amino acid transmembrane transporter activity.
GGAGUUCAUUUGCAGUGGCUGGAGACCGUGGCGUGUCCAUUCUCUCCACCUCUCUUUCUCUCUGCCUCUUUUGCUCUCUCAAAUGAAUAACUAGAUAAAAUUUUAAAAAAGAUUUAACUGUAAACUACCAAAUUCCAUACACCUUUACUUGGAAAUUAUUGGCUCAAAGAGCUAUCAACAAGGGACACCAGCAUGAGAGCCUGAGUUUUAUCCCUGGAACCUGCCCUGGUCGUGCAUGCCUAUUAUCCCGUCCAUGAAUGGGCAAAGGCAGGAUGAUAGCUGGGACAAUGCUGCUAAGUCCUCUGCGAGGUUGACGUGUAGCCCGGCUCCCUUAGACCACAGCUGCAGUGACCUCUUUAUGCCUUGGACCAACUUCCUCAGUCCUUUGGAUCUGAGGGAAAUGGCAAACAUGGAUCAUGAUUCCAGGUGUCUCCUCACCCCUGAGCUGGAGCAGGAAGUAGGUUCUGGACCUAUGAACAUCCAGUUUGAUUCAUCAGAUCUAAGAUCCAAAAGGCCUUUCUAUAUAGAGCCCACAAACAUCGUCGGUGUGCAUGAUGUCAUUCAGAGGGUCAGUGACCAUGCCUCUGCCAUGAACAAGAGGAUCCACUACUACAGCCGGCUCACCACGCCUGCCGACAAGGCCCUGAUUGCCCCAGACCACGUCGUGCCGGCGCCAGAGGAGUGCUAUGUGUACAGCCCACUGGGCUCUGCUUAUAAACUGCAGAGUUACGCGGAGGGACACGGGAAGAACACCAGUUUAGUAACUAUUUUUAUGAUUUGGAAUACCAUGAUGGGAACAUCUAUACUAAGUAUUCCUUGGGGCAUAAAACAGGCUGGAUUUACUACUGGGAUGUGUGUCAUCGUGUUGAUGGGUUUCUUGACACUUUAUUGCUGCUACAGAGUGGUGCAGUCAAGGACGAUGAUAUGUUCCUCAGAUACGACUACCUGGGAAUAUCCAGAUGUCUGCAGACAUUACUUUGGUGCCUUUGGGCAGUGGUCAAGUCUCGUUUUCUCACUGGUGUCUCUCAUUGGAGCAAUGAUAGUUUAUUGGGUGCUUAUGUCUAAUUUCCUUUUCAAUACUGGGAAGUUUAUUUUCAAUUUUAUUCAUCAAAUUAAUGAUACAGACACAAUACUGGAGACCAAUGAUAGCAACCCAGUCAUUUGUCCCAGUGCUGGGAGUGGCGGUCACCCGGACAACAGCUCCAUGAUCUUCUAUCCCAACGAUACAGAAGCCCAGCAGUUCGGCAGGUGGUGGAACAAGUCGAGGACCGUGCCCUUCUACCUGAUAGGGCUGCUUCUGCCGUUGCUCAAUUUCAAGUCGCCUUCAUUUUUUUCAAAAUUUAAUAUCCUAGGCACAGUAUCUGUUCUCUAUUUGAUUUUUCUUGUCACCUUGAAGGCUAUUCGCUUAGGAUUUCAUUUGGAGUUUCACUGGUUUGUGUCAACAGAAUUUUUUGUACCAGAGAUAAGGCUUCAGUUUCCACAACUGACUGGAGUGCUCACACUCGCUUUCUUCAUUCAUAACUGUAUCAUCACACUCUUGAAGAACAAUAAGAAUCAAGAAAACAAUGUGAGAGACUUGUGCAUUGCUUACAUGCUGGUGACGUUAACUUACCUCUACAUCGGAGUCCUGGUCUUUGCUUCAUUUCCUUCCCCUCCGUUAUCCAAAGAUUGUAUUGAGCAGAAUUUCUUAGACAACUUCCCUAGCAGUGACACCCUGUCCUUCAUUGCACGGAUAUUCCUGCUAUUCCAGAUGAUGACGGUGUACCCACUCCUCGGCUACUUGGCUCGUGUCCAGCUGUUGGGCCAUAUCUUCGGUGACGUGUAUCCUAGUAUUUUCCACGUGCUGAUUCUUAAUUUAAUUAUUGUGGGAGCUGGAGUGAUUAUGGCCUGUUUCUACCCAAACAUAGGCGGGAUCAUAAGGUAUUCCGGAGCGGCAUGCGGCCUGGCUUUCGUGUUCAUCUGCCCAUCUCUGAUCUACAUAAUUUCCCUCCACCAAGAAGAGCGUCUGACAUGGCCCAAAUUAGUCUUCCACGUUUUCAUCAUUAUUUUGGGCCUGGCUAACCUGAUCGUUCAGUUCUUUAUGUGAAAACUGUCUCCUCAAGAUCUCUCAUGGCACUUUGAGCCUUGGCAACACCCCUGCAUAAAAAACAAAACAAAACACUGGAAAUGCAGUUCUUGCUGUAAAUCUACAUGUCCCUCUAGGAUGAUUGGUCUCCGGAAAAGUAUUUUUGUAUUAGGGUGGGCACAGGGGCACUGAGGAGGAACCCAGCCUCUCUCCAUCCUGCCUUGCCUCUUCGUGCGUCUUUGUCCUGUCUGAGUCGAGACAUAGGAAGCGUCAUACUGGAUCUUCCUCUGUUCCAGUAGGCCGAGUUGCUUUGCCUACAGCAAGGAUUCUCAGGGUGUUGCGGUGGCGUGUUGCUGACCCGUUUCCACUUUGUUUCACUCUCAUUGUCAUGCUGGACCAUUGGUCCAGUUUGCCUGAACCUCUACUGUUGGAAACAGUGAACCAAAUACCUCAUUUUUUUAAAAAGAAGUUUUCAUGGCAUCGUUGCUAGUGGAAUGGAUUCUUAACUGAAUUUUUAACCUACUUGAAGAACAAAAAUUUUUAACUAAGGUCAAUAUAGGCUUUAUGACCAGAAAAAUACCUGUGCAGUAAGGCAUGUAUAAGAUAUGUGCUGUAAUCCCAACACUUGGAAGUAGAGGCAAGAGGAUCAGGAGUUCAAGGUCAACCUUAGCUUCAUAGUAAGUUUGGGGCCAGCCUGGGCUAUAUGAAGCUCUGUCUCAAAGUACAGAAAGUUUAAAAAAAAAAAAGAGAGAGAGAGAAUUAUACAUAAGAUGAAGUGGGAGAGCUGCUUACUAUCAGACUGUUCUAUUUCUUAUCCAUUUCGAACAGCUUAGGUUGAAAUUACAAUUCCCCAGGCCAGAUUGUUAGAUAGAAAACAAGAAUGAUUGUCUCCAUAGACCAAGGCGACUCUUGCUUCUGGGGUCCUUGAGAAUCGCAUAGACUGUCAUGAUAAGCCCCUUGGAAGAGAAAGCACAUGAGGUACCCCACUGCCCCACCCCCGAAAGAGAAGGGGAAUAGGCCAAGCAGGGUGAGACUUUCUUCCCAUCGUACCCCGAGGAGUCCUCAGCACGUGAAAGUGGUUCCCAUACCACAGGGGAGAAGAUUCCUUCUGCUUCAGACAUACACUCCCCUCUGGACGUCUCCCAAAGGACAUGUCCUGUCCUCCACCUCUGUCCUCCACCUUCUCCAAUCACGACCACUGGCAGGUCAGAGUUAACGUCUCUGUAAGAGAAGCUGACAUCUGAGUAAAGCGUUGAGGAAUCUAGUCACCUCGAGUCAGCACUCCCAAACUAAAAGCUCACUCUGAGUCCCAGUCUGUCUUCCAUGGCGCACAACCUCAGUGUUCAGCCCAGGACCACCAACAUUUAGAUUCUUAAUGUCAGGCUCAAAACGUAUCGUGGUCAGUGAUUUCUCCACCCCAGGCCAGUAUGUCGAUUUGGGGAAUGUCCUUCCUUUGACAAAGACAGAUGAAAUCCUAUUUUUAUAAACCUAGCAAGGAAAGGAGCUCCCUGUUUGAGACUGCUUUAGCCUCUCAGUAAAGCUUUCCAUCCUGUUUGCACAGUCAUAGGUCAGUAUGAACAAGGAGCCCAAAUUCCGAAGUUCUUCCUUCCUUUGAGUCUCACAAAAAAUUUCAAGCACACACAAAAGCCAUAAGAAUAAUAUGGUGGACCCCCCACACACACACAUAGAGUAGAGUGAUUACAGCAUUGCUGCACUUGCCUCACCUGGUUCCCCCACUGUGUUUACUUAUGAGAGAUGUUGGAGGCAAUCUCAGACACGCUGUCAUUUCAGUUUUCAUUUCUACACACCUUACUAUUCAGCCAACGGCCCAAGUUUUGACCUUUGUGGCGUUUUUAUGGAAAUGGUCUCAGAAGUUGUUUCCCAUCCCCCCACCUUUGGUUUUUCAAGGUAGGGUCUCAUUCUAGCCCAGGCUGACCUGGAAUUCACUAUGGAGUCUCAGGGUGGCCUCGAACUCACAGCGAUCCUCCUACCUCUGCCUCCCGAGUGCUGGGAUGAAAGGGGUGCACCACCACGCCCGGCUGGAAGUUUUUGCUAGGAGAAACUGCGGGUGGAAGCGGUGUUAACUGGAACGUUCUGCACUAGCCACGCUGACCCCGCGUUUACCUAUCUAGGAGCGCCGGGAACGGGGGUGCCUGUGUGCCAGAGCCUCGGGAGCGUCAUGGCUUGAGCAUCUUAUUCAGGCAAGAGCUUCCAAGCAGGAUACUUGGAGACUUUUCUAGGCUUCGUCCCUGCGUGACUUUCAGUGCCUCUUUUCUGUAACGUACCUGAAUGCUUCUACCUGUAAAGGUGACCUGAUGUACUUUGUCUGUGGAAUGGGUGGAUGCAGAAAGUAUGACAAUACACAUUGUUUUCUGAACAAGAA